CACAAGUCCAGAAGCAAUGGAGGGGAGGAAGAAGGAGAGAGUGAUGGCCGGCGCCGUCUUUCUGCUCGUCAUCCUGCUGUCGGCCCAGCGGCUGCCGGUCGGGGUUGCCGACCCCAUGUCGCCGUUCUGCCAGUGCUACCUGGGCUGCUUUGGGUUUGACCCAGAGUGCAGUGGCGAAGGGUGGCAGAGGUGCCAUGAUUACUGCUGCGCCAUAGCGUGCCGCUUCCCUGGGGACGCCGACUUCGACAGUGUGUGCGAGGGGUCCGGCGGGCAGCAGACUUGUAGUAGCACGGAGACCACCGGCUACGGUUGUUGA
Triticum dicoccoides is the source of this 316-nucleotide messenger RNA. RefSeq lists its product as uncharacterized. Bases 17 to 316 code for a protein of 99 amino acids. The record is from RefSeq and is a predicted model, not a curated record. NCBI's taxonomy places the organism in Eukaryota, Viridiplantae, Streptophyta, Magnoliopsida, Poales, Poaceae. The transcript has a single exon.